UUUUUUACGAUUGUGAAUAGUGUUCCGUUUAAAACUUACAACGUUUUAAUAUUAUAUUAGACAUAAAACGUAUUAUUUUCUCAAAACUUCGUGUAACAAGUUUCUGUGUUUGGCAGAAUGGUGAAUUAUAUUCUAAAACAUGAGGACCUCCACUUCGUCGAUGAUGGACGACCAUGGACAAAUUCCGAGAAAAGAAUGUCGCGAUGGGACAAGUUGCAUCAGCUGCAAUGGGUUCGACUAUCGAGCCAGCGCUUAAUUCCACGCCAUGCAUUCGAGAUUGAACGACGCGGAGAAACCAAACUGUACCUUGCCCGGGCGGAGCACCAGGGAUCCUACACGCCAGGAUAUUUCGAUGCAUCGGAAAAGAAGUUUUUCAUCGUGUGGGGAGGAAAACGACACGCUAAAGAAUGCGGAGAAAUCCUAUGCAUCACUGGACAAUUUGUGCCGUUUAGUGAUUCGAACACGUUGCUGCGUGCCACCCCGGCCGGUUUUUCGGAACAGGGUGAACCAUUGCACUUUGGCCGAGUGAAACACAACGGACAGUUUUACUAUGGAAAGGUACAACGAUCCCAUGAUAGGGUGUGCUAUGUCUCUAUUAAUGGUAAAGAACGCGCUUUCACUAAUUAUGAUAUAUUCAUGAGAUCUGCAGUGAACCCGGAAGUUACAAACCCGGCACCCCUUUUCGAGCCACCAUCAACUACGGGGUGGGUAGAUUAUACUUUUGAUGAUGUUCCACAAAAUGCCGUCGUUGCCUACACCAAUUUGUCUGAAACGCUGUAUAUUGGUCGCGCUAAACAUAGAGGAAGUAUUACUCCGGGUGUAAUUAGUCCAUUACAAAGAACGUGCACUAUUGUUUGGGGCGGAAUUGUUUGGCCUAAGUCCGAGUUCGAAGUGCUGAUAAAUGUAAAUGGCAUGUUUGUGCCGGUUGUAAACAAUCGAAUACCGCCCAAUGCCUUCCCGGCAGGGCAAUCUGAAGCCGGCGAAACAUUGUAUAUAGGUCGAAUUAAAUUGGGUGAUAGGUGGUCAGUGGUGGGCAAAGUACAUCCCUCUCACAGAGUUUGUUAUGUACCCUACAAUGGUGUGGAAAGGGGAUUUGAAAAUUAUGAAAUCUUUGUUACUUAGUUUAGCAUAAUCAUUAUCAGGCUCUGUACCAAGGAGGCCAUAUUGCUUUUUUUUUAUUUGACGCUCCCCGUGUCUAGUUAUGGCUUCAUGCUUGCAGAAAACACCCUUGAGGUUACAACUUCAAUUUUCCUGCUGACGUGAAACUAAGUGUGACUUACAAGGAAUGUUGCUGAAUCUUGUAGUUGAUGUGUAAAACCCUGUAAUACAUGCAGUGCUUCAAUUGAAAUAGAUUUGUGAUUGAGCAAAGUAGUCUGAAGCGGGAAACCUGCACCUUUCGACCACGUUCAAAUCUUCUGUCAUACAAAAUGCAUCGACUCGUAUGAGUAAAGAACAAAGCACGCUAGUAUACAGCCUUUUACGGUGGAUAGAGUAAAGGCUGAUUAGCACAUCGGCAAGUGCAAGUGGUAAGUA
Messenger RNA from Anopheles coustani, 1533 nucleotides. RefSeq lists its product as uncharacterized. The record is from RefSeq and is a predicted model, not a curated record. Bases 118 to 1122 code for a protein of 334 amino acids. Lineage: Eukaryota; Metazoa; Arthropoda; Insecta; Diptera; Culicidae. The transcript is spliced from 2 exons.